This is a messenger RNA of Aspergillus ochraceoroseus IBT 24754, 3044 nucleotides long. RefSeq lists its product as uncharacterized. The record is from RefSeq and is a predicted model, not a curated record. The coding region runs from base 381 to 2840 and encodes 819 amino acids. Gene Ontology annotation, biological process: ubiquitin-dependent endocytosis. The transcript has 3 exons. Lineage: Eukaryota; Fungi; Ascomycota; Eurotiomycetes; Eurotiales; Aspergillaceae. Gene Ontology annotation, molecular function: ubiquitin protein ligase binding; protein-macromolecule adaptor activity. Gene Ontology annotation, cellular component: cytosol; cytoplasm.
CUCCCUUUUCUACAUUGGGAUUGUGUGUAAUAGUACUCCGUACCUCCAUAACAAUUGAAGCUAAUAAUCACCCUAUUAGCUGCAAAUCGCUUUUGCUCUUGCAGAGUACGGGGUAAGUCUUUCUUGUCUUAUUAUAUUUUCUGUUUUAUUAUGAUUGCUGUUCCCUGCACUUUCUCUCCUAUCCUUACUUUUUUUUUUAUUUUCUUGUUUCGGCCUUUUUUCCUUUUCAUUUCAUUUUGGUUCUUCCUGCUAUACAUACAACUACACAUCACAUUCCCCUUUAAUCUUCUGUCCCCGUCGAAAAUUCUUCUCUUCUCUCUCUCUCUCUCUCUCUCUCUCGCCCAUGCCCAAAUCAUGACCUUGAAUUGGCUUUCUUCACGAUGACAGCCGCUCAUACUUCUCAGGAUCUUCCGGGAUCGGCCGCCACCACAACUCCCCCCUACAAUUCGCUCGAACCUGCUCCUCUUCUCGCCCGCCGUCUCAGCUCUCGCUUGAAUCGCCGCUCAUUAGGUCGUCCGACUAGUAUUCUGGACGCCAAUUUCGCAACAACCGAACAAUUUCCCAAGCAGUCGGGUCAUCAUCGUCGUGGAUCGUCGAUUUUCAGAAAGCUGGCGGGUCCCCGGGAAAACGCAAAGCGCUUUCUCCGCCUAGGAACCACUCAAUCUCCGCCAUCGCCACAGGAUCGCCCUAUGGCUGCCAUGGCCCAAGUACGUCGUCAUCGCCCGCUUUCUGAGAUCAUCCUCUCUCCUGAGGAUGCACAUAUGCUGGCUGCUGCUGCUGCUGCUACUACUCUAGAGCCGGGCAGAAUGCGCUCCCAUUCCUCUUCCAACGCUUCCGUUACUCAACGCUCCCCGGGCUUGGCGAGCCCCGCGGUUUUAACUCCAGACGCCACGACGCCAUUCCCUUUAUUGCGUAAUGAAAAGGUCGUCGCGACAGGGAGCGGAAUCGCAGUGGGCAUCGCUCUCACUGAACCUGUCCUCUACCUCCAGGGUUAUGACCAUAACGACCCGACAACCAAGAAGUCUGCCAUCCUGCGAGGCCAGCUACACUUGAAGGUUACAAAAAGUGUCAAAAUCAAGAAGAUCUCAAUCUGUUUCAAGGGCCGUGCGCAGACCGAUUGGCCUGAUGGCAUCCCACCGAAGAAGAUCCACUUCCACGAUAAGAAAGACCUCGUUACCCAUGGUGUGGUGUAUUUCAAUCAUGGCGAUACUGGACUCAUGCAAAAUGAUUACGGCGCCCAUUAUUAUCAACAUGCGAAACCAAUAACCUCGCUAGCAGGAAAGGAUGGUUCGACCACCGUCACUCGCGAACUCUUAAACAAGAGCGGGUCUUCCACCUCGUUACACAACGGCCAAUCUGCAAAGGAGCUUAAGCGCCUCUCCCUACAGUCCAACAACUCGCGGAGUUUUGGCAAGGGCGAUACGCCGCCAGGGCCCCCUCAGCCCCAACGCAAUUAUCGCCUCUUCCCGGUCGGCAAUUACCUCUAUAGCUUCGAAUUCCCAAUCGACGGGUCUCUGCCGGAAACGAUCAAAACCAACCUGGGGUUUGUGAAGUAUGAUCUGGAAGCCAUCGUGGAACGUGCAGGAGCGUUCCGGCCCAAUCUCCUAGGCACACUGGAUGUGCCUGUCAUUCGAACCCCGGCUGAAGGCUCGCUGGAGCAAGUCGAGCCCAUCGCCAUUUCUCGGAACUGGGAGGACCAGUUACACUAUGACAUUGUGAUUUCGGGGAAAUCCUUCCCGCUCGGGUCGCAAAUUCCAAUUGCCUUCAAACUGACGCCUCUGGCCAAGGUGGAGUGUCAUCGAAUCAAAGUCUAUGUGACGGAAAAUAUCCAGCACUGGACCGCGGAUAAGAGCGUCCAUCGAUUCCAACCCGCGAAAAAGGUGUUACUGUUUGAAAAGCGAGCCGACUCUGCCAGUACGAGCACCUAUCCGGGUAGCUCUAUGCGAAUUACCGCUGGUGGCGGCAUUGACUGGGAUCAACGUGCGGCUGCCGCGAGGGGUGAGGAAAUUGUCGACCGCAGUCGAACGAACCUGCUCGGAAACCUCAGCAGCGAGUCAGGAGUUGGUCCCACCGAAAUGGAAUUCAACGUCCAGCUCCCUAGCUGCCAGGAUAUGAAGAAUCGGGAUGAGUCACAGCGUCUUCACUUUGACACCACGUAUGAGAACAUCCAGAUCAAUCAUUGGAUCAAGAUUGUACUCCGUCUCUCCAAAGUCGACGAAAAUAAUCCCGGAAAGCGCAGACACUUUGAGAUCUCCAUCGAUUCCCCGUUCCACCUCCUUUCUUGCAAGGCAACACAAGCCAACAUCUACCUUCCCGCAUAUACGACUCCCGACUCAGGGCCAGUGGCGCCUGCACAAGAGUAUGAAUGCGGGUGUCCGGGAGCACCUGCGCUACGUAGGAACCCGUCCACUCCUCCUUCAACCUCUGAUCGAGACGAGCCACCCCCCGCUCCUUCGAGAAGCUUUACCAACUGUUCUGGCGGUUUGGCUCGACCACCGGUGGCACACCUGGCUUCUGAAGUGAGCGAACGAGACCGACCACCGGCCCCUCGACCUAUGCAUCUUCUUCGCGCACCGUCUUUCGCGCCGCCUGCAUUUGAGGACGUUCCUCCGCCACCUCCUCUUGUGACUCCCCCACCAGAGUAUACUUCCAUUGUGGGCGAUAAUGAUCGUGAGGCGGUUUUGGAGGACUAUUUCUCGCGUUUAUCAUGCUAUGAGGACCAUGCCGACAACGAACGCGGCCUCGGUCGGGUUGAUGUGCCGCUAACGCCUGGGGCGCGUGUCAACCGCAGUAUGGACGUUCCGCGCGAGUGGGUACGGUUAGAAGAGUCGGCUGUUUAGCCCUAACUUGACCACUGAAUAUACACCAAGCCAAUAACAAUUACGAAGUUAUGAUUUCCACCCUGUCAUGUUUGUAUGGAGAGGGAAAGCUGGAGUUUUGCGAUUAAAUCCCGAUAAAGUACGGCAUGCUUUGCAGACCGCCGUUGAUAUAUAUAUAUUCUUGUCCUUUAGUGGAUUGGGUACAGGCGCAAAGAGGCCAGGGGA